CCCAUUUUCACCACUUGAAGUGAAAACAAUAAAAAUAUUUCUCUGGAUAGUAAUUGUGAGACCAAAAAUGUAACUGCAAUUAACAAGAAUAACUUCAUUUUUCUUCAAGGUGAGGAAGAGCUGAGUAAGGGAAUACCAAUAGAGUGGGAGAAAAUAUUCAACAGCGACGACUCUCCGGCGGAGCUGGUGGUUAACUCCGCCUUACCACGGCUGCCUGCUGAAAAACAGUAAUCGAUCACCAUGGACGGAGAAGAGCUCAAAGAAGGACUUUCGAACUUAUCAGAUACAGAAUUGACCGACAAAAUUGCUAGGCUAAAAAAAUCUCUCUUUAGCAACAUUUGUGUUAGGCUACCCGAUGGAGGUGAAAAGCUUAGGGCAAAUAUCAAACUGCAUGAGGAUGAAUUAGAAUGGAGGAAACGGGUCGGUUCCGAUCAGGCAGUGUCUAAGCCAGCCAAUGCUUUCCAAGAAGAACUAUAUGCUCUGAAUCCAUGUGACCACAAAAGUACAUUAAACAACCAGUUUUCACAUAGAAAAAGACACAAGCGAGAGUUAUUGUCACAGGAAGAACCUUAUAAGUCUCCUGUAAACAAAGGUGAACAAGUUCUGAAUGUUGAUCUAAAAGGAUGGGAUUCUUCUACUCGUUCUAAAGAAAAUAAGGCCAGCUGUUUCUCAGAGAAGUUUAAAGCCUCUCAAGCACAAUCUUCAUAUACUCGAAGGCAUGCAAAUGGGCAGGCUGUUGUUCUAGUGGAUGAGGAGGAUCCUGAUGCAAUUAAAGCGACAGAGCCAGUGGACCAAGUAAUUGAACGAAAGGCAAUCACAAUAUACUAUCCUUCACGGGUUGAUCCCGAAUCCGUUGAAAUUUGUUGUUCGGACAUGGAAUCUCUAGCACCUGAAGCAUAUUUGUCAUCGACUAUAUUGAAUUUCUACAUCCGGUACCUCCAGAAGACAAAACCUCAUGCAGAUGUCAAUGAGUAUCACUUUUUCAAUACAUAUUUUUACCAGAAGCUCAAAGAGGCUGUACUGAGCAAGCAGAAUGAAAAGGAAGCUUCAUUUAUCAGACUAAGAAGGUGGUGGAAAGGGGUGAAUAUAUUUGAGAAAGCCUAUAUAUUUCUUCCCAUACAUGAAGAUCUUCAUUGGAGCCUGGUUAUAAUUUGCAUGCCAGAUAAAGAAGAUCAACUGGGGCCAAUUUUACUUCACUUGGAUUCAUUAGGGCUUCACUGCAGCAAGUCCCUCUUUGCUACCAUAAGAAAAUUUUUGGUAGAAGAAUGGAAAUUCUUAAGACAAGGAGAAGUGCUAGCUCUUCCUAUUUUAGACAAAAUAUGGGAAAAUCUUCCACGAAGAAUUGAUGAAAACAUCAUUCAGGUCCCACAACAAAGAAAUGAGUAUGACUGCGGUCUGUUUGUUCUUUUCUUUAUGGAGCGUUUCAUUGACGAAGUUCAUAGAAGGCUUAAAAAGAAGGAUUUGACCAUGUUUGGAAGAAGGUGGUUCAAACCUGCAGAAGCCUCUUGUUUGAGGAUGAAAAUCCGCAGAAUACUCGAGGAAGAAUUCAAGAAUGUGAGUGAGAAUGAUUGAUAUUUUUGGGAUUGGUACUGUGUACAGACAGCUGUAAAGUUGGAUACUGUCGUCAGUCAUACAUCAACCAUAAAUAGGCAGAGGAUAUAGUAGAACUGAUUGACCCAUCCAAUGGGAAGGAGAAAUGCAAUAGACUUCCCUGGGAAAUAUAUACAUUGUCCAGAAAUCAUAAUUGAACAAUCACCAAGAGGAAAAAACAGAAGAUUUGGGCGAUGCAUCGGUAUUGACAUCUGCUGAAGCGAGUAGCCCCUAAAACCAGAAGCUGCAGCCAUGUCCAUUUCAAAGAUGGAAGGUAUCUAUGGAUCACCAGUCCCCUCCCCCCUCUCUCGAUUUGUGGCAGUUCUCCUUCUGCUAAAAACAGUUUCACAUGUUUGCAUUUAAGCGAACAAAAUAAGUAAAGUGAAAGCUUUAGCUUAAUGAAGAAACAACUUCUUUCCGUCCUUUUGGUUCAGGCUGCAGUUGUUACUGCUGCUUCCCGCUUGAUAGUCUAUUAAAUGAGCCAAUUCAGUUGGGAUCUAUAGAACUUGUCUUCAUAUUCAAAAUUUGUUCUGAAAUGAUGUUUUCACCUCAAGAAUUAUUUGCAGAAGAAAAGAUGGACGGGCUCUGCACUUCCCAAACAAACCCUCCUAGACGUUGAUUUAUCUUGGAUUAUGUAAGAAAGGUAUUUUUUAUGUAAGGUCAGAGAUGGUCUGAAACCAAUAUUUGAUUAUCUAAUAGAUCUUUCAAUUCUAUAGAAGAGUGUUUUCGCCUAUGUAA
Molecule: messenger RNA, 2328 nt
Organism: Solanum pennellii
Lineage: Eukaryota; Viridiplantae; Streptophyta; Magnoliopsida; Solanales; Solanaceae
Product: ubiquitin-like-specific protease 1D
Exons: 13
Coding region: 241-1572 (443 amino acids)
Biological process (GO): proteolysis
Molecular function (GO): cysteine-type peptidase activity
Source: RefSeq, a predicted model, not a curated record